Mycena indigotica is the source of this 273-nucleotide messenger RNA. RefSeq names its product NAD(P)-binding protein. The transcript is spliced from 3 exons. The record is from RefSeq and is a predicted model, not a curated record. NCBI's taxonomy places the organism in Eukaryota, Fungi, Basidiomycota, Agaricomycetes, Agaricales, Mycenaceae. Bases 1 to 273 code for a protein of 90 amino acids.
AUGGGGUUGUUCUGGAGUCAAUAUUUCCCUCCCAAAGCCACAUUCGGCGUGGACGACAUUCCUGACCUGACGGGUCAGGUUAUUCUUGUUACUGGUGGAAACUCGGGCAUCGGGUUUGAGACCGUCAAGGCUCUUCUCGCGCAUAACGCCAAAGUCUACCUAGCAGCCAGGAGCAAAUCGAAAGCAACCGAGGCUAUCAACGCGUUAGAAGCUGCAACGGGAAACGCGCUGAGUUUCGGCAGAUUUGGGUUCUGUGAAAGAGGCGGCGGAUGA